AUGGUCUGUCGGAGGGUAGUUCUACUAGUGCUUCUGAUUGGCACUUUAGCCGUUAGGCGAGAAGAUUUCAAAACAUGCGAACAAUCGGGUUUUUGUAAGCGACAUCGGGCUAUUUCGGUUACACGACCUAGGAACUCGCAAAACAAUUCUCUUAAGGAAAAUACUGGUUAUGAAUUAGUUCCGCAAUCGUUGAAGUCUGUUCGAUCGAGAAUCGAUGCGAUAUUGCAGAACUCUGAAGGCAAGCUUGCCUUCCGACUUUACGGCCUUAAGGAUGCAUCAGUUCGUAUCCAAAUAGAUGAAUCUGAAGAGAGUAUCAGGAAGCGUUUUGUCCCAGCUGAAGCACUGGAUGGCGAACCUGGAGAGGUUCUGUUAAAUCAUGCUGUUUUUUCUUUGUUGACUAGAGUUGUCGUUACGUUUAAGCCGUUUUUUAUGGAUGUUUAUAACGAAUAUGGUGAACUUGUGGCUCAAAUGAAUAGGGAUGGUAAGCUGAAGGUCGAACAAUAUCGUGUAAAGGAGGAAGGGAAAGAAUAUCCAGAGAACUUCUGGGAGGAGAGUUUUAAGAGUUUUACAGAUAGCAAGCCUUUUGGAUCCAGUAGCAUUGGAGUUGAUAUUUCAUUCAUCGGUUUCCGGAACGCAUAUGGUCUACCAGAACAUGCUGAUUCAUUUGCUUUGAAGUCCACAGUCGGCAAUACGGAUCCUUUUAGAUUGUACAAUCUUGAUGUGUUCGAGUACGAACUGGGCAAUCCAAUGUCGCUCUACCUUUCAGUGCCAUAUAUAGUCGCACAUAGGAAAAAUGCAACUUUAGGGGCACUUUGGUUGAAUGCUGCUGAAACGUGGAUCGAUACACAAUCUUCAGCAGAUUCGAAAGGGUUAUUUCGUAGCGUGAUAGACAGGGUGCGUGGUUUUACGUUACGUGUCCCACAUUUUGAUGCACAUUUCAUGUCCGAAACCGGUAUAGUGGACGUUUUUUUCUUUGGAGGUCCUGGACCACGUGAUAUUCAGCGACAACUAUCACGAAUAACUGGAGUAACCCCUCUUCCUCCUAUUUUCUCUAUAGGUUAUCAUCAAUCACGAUGGAACUACAAUGAUGAGGAGGACGUGGAUCAGGUAAACGAGAAAUUCGACGCGUAUGAUAUACCGAUGGAUGUAAUUUGGUUGGAUAUCGAGCAUACCGAAGGUAAAAGGUACUUCACUUGGGACGAGCACAAGUUCCCACAUCCACGCGAAAUGGUAAAUAGAGUGGCUGCCAAGGGGCGCAAAAUGGUAACCAUUAUCGAUCCUCAUAUCAAAAUUGAUAACAACUACCCAAUAUACAAGGAUGCUAAGGAUUUGGAAUUGUAUGUAAAGAAAUCUGAUGGGAGCACCAACUUUGAAGGCCAUUGUUGGCCUGGAUCAAUGAUAUGUUUGAGCUUCAAAGCAAAGCGUGAUGAGGUUGUUCUUUACUUUGGACCAGAAGUAACGAUGAAUAAGGACGCCCUUCACUUUGGUGGUAUUGAACACCGAGAAGUACGUUUAGUUGGUUCGUGCACAAUAUGUAUGGCUUAUGGCAACAUUCCUCCACUUUCCAAGGCCAAAUGCAACGCACUGGUGGUAAGGACCCGUUGUGGCUGGUUUCUACUAUUUGCUUAUUGUCACAGAUCUGGCUUUGUGGGGACCCAACGUACUGCCGCAGUAUGGACAGGAGAUAACACUGCAGACUGGGAUCACUUAGCCAUUACGGCUGCGAUGUUGUUAUCAUUGUCGGUGUCUGGUGUGCCUUUUGUGGGAGCAGAUGUUGGGGGAUUCUUUGGCAAUCCUGACGAGCAGCUCCUUACGCGUUGGUAUCAAGCAGGCUCAUUCCAACCGUUUUUCAGGGCACAUGCUCACAUUGAUACCAAAAGACGUGAACCGUGGUUAGCCUCAAGGCCAACUAUGCAAGCAAUCCGCCAAGCUAUCAGAAGACGAUAUGCUUUACUUCCAUAUUGGUACACACUUUUCCGUGAGCAUAUGAUCACUGGUGCACCUCCUAUGCGACCGAUAUGGUUUGAAUUUCCUAACGAGGAGAACUUGUAUGAAGAAGAAAAGGCUUGGAUGGUCGGUAGCGCACUGUUGGUACGCCCUGUCGUUGAGAAAGACACAUACAGUGUGAAAAUUGUUCUUCCAACUGAACAGAAUAAGAAAACACGUUGGUUUGACUGGGAAUCCGGUAUUGAACGAACGGCUGGUGUAUUACAUGUGGAUGUCCCGAUUACCCAUGUGCCAGUUUUCCAGCGAGGAGGCACUAUUAUACCAUCCUGGCAACGGAUUAGGCGUGCGUCAACUCUUAUGAUACAAGAUCCUCUAACGUUGUUCAUUGCUCUUGACGGAAAGGGAUAUGCUAAAGGCAGUGUCUAUCUUGAUGACGGGGCUACACAUGACUACAUGAAAGGAGCGUAUAUAUCAGCUGAAAUAGAAUACAAUAGUUUUGAAACCGAGACAUGGAUUGAGCGAAUAGAAGUGCAAGGCUUAGCGCAUGCUCCUCAUAACAUAUCGAUAGUUAGGUCCUCGGACCCAACAGAUGCCUUGGAAUUUUCGUACAACGGCGAUCGAAGGACACUAACAAUACGAAAACCAUUGGUUAGUAUUACUCAGUCGUAUAAGAUCCAUAUUUCAUUCUGA
Molecule: messenger RNA, 2637 nt
Organism: Angiostrongylus costaricensis
Lineage: Eukaryota; Metazoa; Nematoda; Chromadorea; Rhabditida; Metastrongylidae
Source: the annotation of a GenBank genome assembly